Aricia agestis (brown argus) is the source of this 3438-nucleotide messenger RNA. RefSeq names its product TBC1 domain family member 16 (gene TBC1D16). NCBI's taxonomy places the organism in Eukaryota, Metazoa, Arthropoda, Insecta, Lepidoptera, Lycaenidae. Gene Ontology annotation, biological process: activation of GTPase activity. The record is from RefSeq and is a predicted model, not a curated record. The transcript is spliced from 8 exons. Bases 335 to 2530 code for a protein of 731 amino acids. Gene Ontology annotation, molecular function: GTPase activator activity. Gene Ontology annotation, cellular component: early endosome.
UUUUCAUUUACAGCAUGAUACGAAAAUUACCUACAUUUUAUUUUAAUUACUUACAUUUAUGAAUUAUUUUGAGAAAAUCUUAAGUCCUUUAGUGGAGUCCAUUUAUCUACACAUGGAAAAUGAUGCAAUAUAUCUAGCUUCCGACAUCCUUGUGGCUUACAGUGGCACAGCUGGGCGCUGACGUACUUGAGCAUCCUCUGUUGAACGGCGAUCAAUACCGCGUUAUCAACGCUGUGUGGGUGUUUACUUGCGCGUAGUGCUAUUACGAGACCCUAACGAAAUCGUCGCGCCUUACACAACUUUUCUGGUGUGUUUUUAAGAAAUGUAAACCAAAAUGCCGUUGCCGGAGCUCAUAAAACGUGCAUCGAGCUAUUUUCUCGGGCUCGAGUUCGACGACAACGAGGAGCCACCGGAAUACGUCAACAAUGAAAUAUUGUUUUGCAAGAACAACGUAUGCGUUCAUCCGCCGACUGUUGCGAGACACGAGUUGGAUAUAAUACACCAUCCGGGCUAUCUAACCGUCACGACCAAAGUGUUCACGGAUCAACACAAUAACGCAAAACGACCCACUUUAUUCCUGAACUGGAUACCUAAUACCACGCUCAAAAGGUGUCCUUCGGCCGUCGAAACCAGUCCGAGCGAUGAAUACGGGUACGGAAAUAAAAAAACGUAUCCGCGGGAUAUUCCCGCUAACAAAACAGAUAACAAACCCAACAAAAAGUAUGCAAAUCACGAGAACGCAUUUUCCGAUUCCUCGGAGACGACAAGUUUGAAUUCAAAUUCGGAUAAACAAAGCGUAAAGUCCAGCGACACAAGGUGCACGCAAAAUGAUUCCACACACAAAGAAUUGACUACCAGCUCAAAACCGACUGUGAAAUCUAUUGAGGGAACGAAAAAUGCUUAUUAUACAUCUGUUGAUAACGAUGACAAGGAGCAUUACGAGUUUAAUCAGCACACGCGUUCGCAAUCUAUGACCUCGGUCAAUAUAACAAUUGCAAACCCAAAUAUUGAGAACGUUGAUCUGACGCCUGACUCUGUGUCCAACAGUUUCAUGAGGUCGUUAUCACUUAGCUCCUGUGACGAAGGCAAUCCUAAUUGGAUGAGCACUCCAGAAUUCCUUGCGUUGAAGCAUAAUUUAGUUUUUCCAGACAGCGUACAAAGCUCUCCAGUACCGCAGAGACGAGAACCCUUGAAAUGUAGAAGAUUUUCUGUGGACUUGAGUCAGAUGCGUUCUCUACGGCUAUUCUUCAAUGACGAUGACUGUACUUGUGGGCAGCUUGUGGUCGCGUCAAGGGAAUCUCAGUACAAAAUCCUUCACUUCCACCACGGUGGGCUGGAUCACUUAGCGCAGGUGUUACACAGAUGGCAUUCUUUGUUGCAUAACAUCAAACUAACACCAGGCUCAGAAGAACAAAAUCUUCCCUACCGACAUUUUAUGGUAUGUCGACCUGAAGUACAAAAGUCCGAACAGCAUCCAGAAGAAGGAAAAGUUCCUAAAAUCACCCCAGAACUCUUCUACGGGAAGAUAAUGAACGCGAAAGGUGUUAUAGAAGAUGACCUAUUUCUGAGAAAGUGUAUCUUCUUUGGCGGGCUGGAUAAGGAGUUGAGAAGGGAAGUCUGGCCUUUCCUCCUACAUUGCUACCCAUACAAUUCUACUUAUGACGAGCGAGAGAUAAUUCUCCAGAUAAGAACGAGAGAAUAUGAUGAAAUAACGAAGAGAAGGUUAGAACGAAUGACGCCUGAGCAACAUGCUGUCUUCUGGAAAAACGUACAAAGUGUGAUUGAAAAAGAUGUUGUUAGAACCGACAGAGGAAAUCCUUUCUUCGCUGGUGAUAAUAAUUACAAUAUAGAGAUAAUGAAGAAUAUUUUACUAAAUUAUGCUGUUUAUAAUCCAGUCUUAGGGUACACACAAGGCAUGAGUGAUCUUUUGGCGCCCGUUCUGUGCGAGAUCAAAUGUGAGGCGGAGGCUUUUUGGUGCUUCGUCGGUCUCAUGCAGCGGGCCAUUUUCGUAUGUACUCCCACAGACAACGAUAUGGACAAUAAUUUGUGCUACCUUCGUGAAUUGAUAAGGAUAAUGUUGCCGAAUUUCUACAAGCACUUAGAGAAACAUAUCGAUGCGAUGGAACUUCUGUUUUGUCAUAGGUGGAUUUUGUUGUGUUUCAAACGAGAAUUUACCGAGCCAGUGGCGUUACGGAUGUGGGAAGCGUGCUGGUCCAACUACCAGACCGACUACUUCCAUCUGUUUCUAUGUCUGGCUAUUGUGGCUGUAUAUGCCGAAGACGUGAUAGCGCAAGACCUCAACACAGACGAAAUGCUGCUGCACUUUAGCUCGUUAGCCAUGUACAUGGACGGAAGGAUGAUCCUGCGUAAGGCGCGAGGUCUGGUAUACCAGUUCCGCCAGCUGGUCAGGAUUCCCUGCACCCUGGCUGGUAUGUGUCAACGUUGUGGCCCUGGUAUAUGGGACUCUACCCAUCGACCCAGCGUCGAAUGCACCGGCGCGCAUGACUUCUGUGAAUAUGCUGUACAAUAAAAUAUGUAUACAAAUCUCCGUUGUACCUGCUAAUUUCGAUGUGCUCAAAAUGAAUUUUCAUAGUAAAAUUGCCAAUGUUUUAAAAUCAAGAAUUAAUAAGGAACAAGUAACGAUUUUUGUGAAACAUUUAUUUUUUAAAAAAAAGUUAAAAAAAAACAGUCUUCGAAAGCGGUAAUUAAUUUUACAACGAAAAAUUAUAAUUUUUAAAUGUAAUAUUGACCAAAACAUGUUCGGCAGAGGCAUAGUACAAUUAUAGAGAAAAUAUACACACACUAAACAUGUAUGUCUACGUCUAGUCUCUACUCUUUGGUACAUUCUUGUACCGUUGUAACUGGAAUAUUAAAAUCGAGCGCAAAAUAUAUUUAUUUAUUUAAGUUCUUAGAGAUUACUUACAAAGAUUGAGAAAGAAAUUUAAUAUCAGUAUUAAAUUUUAACAAAUGACAAUUCAUACGUUGAAGAGACAAUUUAAAUGUAGGUUUAUAAAUAUUAAUUAUUAUGAUGUUGGUAAAUCUGCAUAAUGUUACUGUUGAAACAGAUCAUUAGUUUGUUUUUAUACAACUAAUUUCGUAAGGAAAGACGAUAACCAAUCUAAUUUUCAUAAUAUUCAGGAGAUCAUAACAUGUGUGUUACAUAAUAUUUUUGGAUGAGAAAAAGUUAAAGCUGUAUUCAAAAAAUAUGUUUUAUUUAGUGUAGACAUUUCAUAUUAGGCUAUACAUAUCAUAGCAGUGAUGAGUGACGCGACGGCUAUAUUAUAUCAUAAUAAUAUUACUACAUAAUAUAUCUAAUGCUAUAAUAUUAUACGCUGUAAUGGAGCGAUGGCGUUAGUACUUACUACGUUAAACAUUUUUGAGCCAAGCAAAGAUGAAUAAAGCUUAGGCCAAACAUACGCAACCAGGCGACUGCGAAAC